Molecule: messenger RNA, 414 nt
Organism: Symbiodinium pilosum
Lineage: Eukaryota; Dinophyceae; Suessiales; Symbiodiniaceae
Source: the annotation of a GenBank genome assembly
GUGAAAACGCUGACGGGCAAGACCAUCACCUUGGAUGUUGAGGCAUCUGACACGAUCGACAACGUGAAGGCCAAGAUCCAGGACAAGGAAGGGAUCCCGCCCGAUCAGCAGCGUUUGAUCUUCGCAGGCAAGCAGUUGGAGGAUGGCCGCACGCUGAGUGAUUACAACAUUCAGAAGGAGUCCACCCUGCACUUGGUGCUCCGCCUCCGCGGUGGCGUCAUCGAGCCCUCCCUGGCUGUCUUGGCCCGCAAGUUCAACUGCGAGAAGAUGAUCUGCCGCAAGUGCUAUGCGCGCCUGCAUGCCAGGGCCGUGAACUGCCGCAAGAAGAAGCCCCCGCCUCAGUGGGUCUUGACACUAAUUUGCUAUCGUGCUUCUUGGCAAGUACUCGUACCAUUCCUUGUGCAUGUAGCUUGA